AUGUCGCAUAUCGAUUACGCUCUGUACGAGUCGCCCGUGGGCUAUGCCCUCUUCAAGGUGAUCCAUCAACAGGAUGCCGUGGGCCUGAAGUUGAAGGAGACUCAAGCCGCUGGCAAUGAUCUCGCCAAGUUUGGCAAGAUGGUCCAGCUCGCCAAUUUCACUCCCUUCAGGGGUCACGUUGAGGCUCUGGAGAACAUCAACCUCGUCUCCGAGGGUAUCGUCUCCGACUACCUCAAGAACGUCCUCGAACUCAACCUUCCCAAGACCAGCGGCAAGAAGUCCAAGGUCGUGCUGGGUGUCUCCGAGAAGAACCUUGCUGGCGCGAUCAAGGCCGAGUUCCCCGGCCUCGAGUGCGAGACCGCCGACACCAACGAGAUUGUCGCGGACGUCAUCCGCGGCAUUCGCCUGCACGCCGACAAGCUGCUCUCCAACCUCAAGUCCGGCGAUGUCGAGAAGGCCGGUCUGGGUAUGGGACACGCCUACUCCCGCGCCAAGGUCAAGUUCAGCGUCACCCGCAACGACAACCACAUCAUCCAAGCCAGCGCCACCAUCGACUUCCAGGACAAGGGCGUGAACCAGUUCUUCAUGCGCGUUCGCGAGUGGUACGGCUGGCACUUCCCCGAGCUGGUCAAGAUUGUCCCCGACAACCUGACCUACGCCAAGCUCGUCCUUGCCAUUGGCGACAAGAAGAGCCUCAACGAUGAUAGGCUGCACGACAUUGCUGCCGUCGUUGAGGAGGACGGUGACAAGGCCCAGGCCAUCAUCGACGCUGCCAAGGUCUCCAUGGGUCUUGACAUCUCUGCCGCUGACCUCGAGAUUGUCAGCGGCUUCGCCCAGGCUGUCGUCAAGCAGGCCGAGAACCGCAAGUCGACUUCCCUCUACCUCGAGAAGAAGAUGCACCACGUCGCUCCUAACCUGCAGGUUCUCAUCGGCACCCCCGUUGCCGCUCGUCUCAUCUCCCACGCCGGUUCCCUGACCAACCUUUCCAAGUACCCUGCCUCCACCCUGCAGAUCUUGGGUGCCGAGAAGGCUCUGUUCCGUGCUCUCAAGACCAAGAGCAACACUCCCAAGUACGGUCUCAUCUACCACAGCAGCUUCAUCGGCAAGGCCGGUGUCCGCAACAAGGGCCGCAUCUCCCGAUACCUCGCCAACAAGUGCAGUAUGGCCAGCCGUAUCGACAACUUCUCUGAGGAGCCCUCCACCAAAUUCGGCGAGGCCCUGAAGCAGCAGGUCGAGGACCGCUUGGAAUUCUACGCCACUGGCAAGAAGCCCGCUAAGAACGCUGAUGUCAUGAAGGGUGUCAUGGACAUCAUGGACGAUGGUGGUGACGAAGACGAGGAGAUGGCCGAUGCCCCCGAGCCCGCGUCUGCCAAGAAGUCCAAGAAGGAGAAGAAGGACAAGAAGGAAAAGAAAGAGAAGAAGGAGAAGAAGCGCAAGGUCGAGGAGGAGGAGGAGGCCCCCAAGGCUGACGACGGCGAAAAGAAGAAGAAGAAGAAGAGAAAGUCCAAGGCCGCGGAUGACGAGUAG
Messenger RNA from Ilyonectria robusta, 1527 nucleotides. RefSeq lists its product as uncharacterized. Gene Ontology annotation, cellular component: box C/D methylation guide snoRNP complex; small-subunit processome. The record is from RefSeq and is a predicted model, not a curated record. NCBI's taxonomy places the organism in Eukaryota, Fungi, Ascomycota, Sordariomycetes, Hypocreales, Nectriaceae. The transcript is spliced from 3 exons. Bases 1 to 1527 code for a protein of 508 amino acids. Gene Ontology annotation, molecular function: snoRNA binding.